AUGAGUUUCAGGAAGCGUAAUGUCGAUCAACAACCAAAAUUACCUGCGGGUUCUCGUCUCAGUGCUUACAAUGGACAACUGUUAAUAUCCACCGGAGUACCUUCACUCGAUGAUAUCUUGGGAGGCGGUUUACCUGUCGGAACCGUACUGCUGAUCAAAGAAGAUCGUGCGACGACAUAUGCUCAAUUGUUGUUGAAAUACUUUAUGGCCCAGGGUAUUGCCUCUGGUCACCACUGUGCAUUGGCAACACGCGACGAAGAUCCUGGAGAACUGAUGCACAAUCUCAUGUGGCUGGCCACAACAGAUGCAGACGAGGAUGAAGAUCAUGACAAGCGUAAACAAGCUCAGCAAUCAGAGAGUGAUCGCAUGAAGAUUGCCUGGAGAUACUCUCAUCUAAAGUCGUUUGAUUCUAGCCUCAAAGCAAAGCCAGCUUCACCUAUUGCUCCAGCAUCACCUAGUUCAAUUUCUCUCAAAGAUCUUGGUAAAUCUGGAUCUGGUUUAACUAAACAAUCACAGCCAGCAGCAGGAACAACAGAACCGCCACCACAGCAAUUGCCUUUCUGCAGUAUGUUUGACUUGACAAAGCGCAUACCACAACAGAUUUUAGAAGAAGCGUCUGUUAGUUUGAUUGAACCUCCUCCGGAAGACGGAUCUAUGGAUGAUUAUCAUGUUCUAUUGGAGUCUAUCCGCAAGAUCAUUAUUGAAGGCAAUUUCAGUUCUGCAUUGCCUGCUCCUCCAAACACUACACGUAAAGCGCUGAGACUCGGAAUUCAUUCAUUAGCUUCUCCUGGAUGGCAAAUGAAGUCCCCUCAUGAUCUUUACAAGUUUUUGCACGGAUUGCGGGGCUUGCUCCGGUUUUCAUUUGGAGCUGCUGUUGUGACCGUCCCGGCUUAUCUUUAUGACGAAUCGCCAUUCUUUAUUCGCCGCAUAGAACAUAUUGUGGAUGCAGUUAUUGAAAUUGAAUCAUUUGCAGGAUCCUCGGUUCACAACGAUGCCCCUUACACACAGAAUUACCAUGGUUUCUUCCAUGUCCACAAGUUGCCAGUCUUAAACUCUUUGUUGCCACCUAGCACAAAACUAUCAGUACUCUCGGGUGGAGGAAGCAACGAUCUGGCAUUCAAACUCCGUAGAAAGAGAUUUGCCAUAGAAACCUUUCACUUACCACCCGAAGGCGGAAUGGGUGUACGCCAAACAGAACCCACCCCAACAGCAGUCAAGAAAGCGACAGUCAAGGAGAAGUUGUGUGGCUCACUUCCUGGAAAGAAAGACUUGCUCGAGUUCUAA
Molecule: messenger RNA, 1284 nt
Organism: Phycomyces blakesleeanus NRRL 1555(-)
Lineage: Eukaryota; Fungi; Mucoromycota; Mucoromycetes; Mucorales; Phycomycetaceae
Exons: 5
Coding region: 1-1284 (427 amino acids)
Biological process (GO): tRNA wobble uridine modification
Cellular component (GO): elongator holoenzyme complex; cytoplasm; transcription elongation factor complex
Source: RefSeq, a predicted model, not a curated record